This is a messenger RNA of Etheostoma spectabile (orangethroat darter), 1254 nucleotides long. RefSeq lists its product as uncharacterized. The record is from RefSeq and is a predicted model, not a curated record. Lineage: Eukaryota; Metazoa; Chordata; Actinopteri; Perciformes; Percidae. The transcript is spliced from 4 exons. Bases 340 to 1254 code for a protein of 304 amino acids.
UCUCUCUCCAGUUUAGGUGUCCAAGGAAUUUUCUAAAUAUUCAAAUGUGGGCCUAAGCGUAAUUAUCAUCCACACACGCUUUACUUUUUUUUUUAGCAGCUGUAUGUUAACUGACAGUUGAUAAGGCUUUUUUUUGAAUGAGUCACCUUUGUACUCACUAUAAAAGAAGGAACUGGUGACGACUGGUUCCCCAGUGAUGCAUGAAGGUCCAGUAGCUGCAUUGCCUGUUCAGCAGCAGCCUAACAGGCAUAUUCAGCCCCAGGCUGUGGGUGUACAUUUGGGUGACCUGCAAGGUCAAGUUCCCCUCUUGACUCAAAGCACAGCAGCAAUCUAAGAACCAUGUCUGAACCUGUUCCUCUGCCACAUAGUGCUCGGGGUCGCGUGGCCUGUCAUGCCCAAAGAUGGAAAGAGCUGAAGGUAGACAUCAGCUCCCCCUGUAAUAAAACUAAGCCUGACUUCAAACAGAAUGGACAAUGUGAAUGCAGUCAGAGUUCAGACAUGACUCCUGGAACCGGUUGGGACAUGGAUAAGAGUAGUUGCAACCAUCUGCCAGCAUCUGUGAAUGCAUCAGCGAACAGUUCACUGGAUCUGCUAAGGAUAGUAAAACACAAGCCAAGUACCAUUGUGUUCUGUGAUAAUGAUUGUAGCACUGACAACCAGGAUAUCCCUGAUGCUGGAGAGUCCUCUUCAUCCAUCACCGAAGAGAGAGAGGGUGGUGACAACGAUGAUGAGGAGGAUGAUUUUCCCGAGAAGUUACAAUAUAAGGAAUUCCUCGUCAGUCGUCGCCGUAGAAAUUUGAGCAGGAACAGGAAGUACUCGAGGAAGAGACAGGAUGCCCAGCCUAAUAGUGCUGCAUCUGGUUGGCAAAAGCCCACCAACAAGGGAAAACCUGAGUUCGCAGGUAGCCAGAGGGAAGAGGAAACAACACAGAACAAUGAAAAACAGGCUGCUGCUUGUGAAUCCAUGACCCUAAUGAUGAAAAAGUUGGAUAACCUCAAUGAGCCGAUCCAGGAAGGCCAAAGCGCUGAUUCCUCCCACCCAGACGUGGCCAAUGCUGACGCUGAGCAGCAGAGCACCAUGGGUGAUCCAGCUGUGGGAAGAGCUUCAGACAAACCUGAGCCACUGACCAGGCGACGUUCUCAACCUCUGACCCGCAGCAGACCGCUGACCCGCUCGUCUCUCUCGUCCCCUACACAUCUCCAUGCUCGACGGGCCAGGGCUGCUGCAAGGAUGACCAGUGGAUCAGCAGGAUGA